CUCAUUCUAUAUACCACUCAAGCCUAUGUUCGGCUUCUUACGGUCUGCAAGAAGCCGAGAACCCGAUAUACUGGGAGAUGCCGCAAUCACUUCGGCGGCCCUGUUUCAUCCGCUUUCUGGUAUAGUUCCGGACAUUAUCUCCUUGGUCUUCUGAUCCCUCAGACGUUCCUCAUCCAAUUACGCGGCAGAAGUAACUUCGCAUAUAUAAUCACAGAGCAUCCUCAUUGAUGAUCACCAUCCACCUCAGAUCAUUUCAGGCAAGCCUUGCAUCAAAAUGACCGCAGAUCUUUGCAACCUUCCUCUUCCCAUCGCCUUCAGCAAUAUUUAUCUUAAUGGGGCCCACACACCCUCUCACUCGUCCGAAACCUUCAGUCUUCACAACCCCAAGGACGACACCCUUGUGGCCGAAAACAUUCCCGUCGCAGAUGAGGUCGACGUGGAUAAGGCCGUUGGAUACGCAGAGUCAGCAUUCCAGGGUUCUUGGUCUAAAUUCUCGGCCGCGGAACGCGCAGCCUGUUUUCGUCGGUUGGUAGAUUUGCUUGAAGAACGGUUGGAAGAGAUCCUUCGCCUGGAUUCGUUGACUACCGGAAAUCCGGUGUCACUGAUUCCGACGAGGGAAAAGGGUUAUAUCAUCAAUUGUCUGUUGUAUUAUGCCGGAUGGACGGACAAGCACCGUGGCGAUUACUUCCCCGCGGAUGAUGGAUUCAUCAAACUCGUCAGACACGAACCAUUAGGAGUGUGUGUCGCCAUCAACCCAUUCAACUCCCCAGUGGCAUCCCUGUUCAUCAAAGCUGCUCCUUGCCUCGCCACGGGGAACGUUUUGAUCGUGAAACCAUCGGAAAAGAGUCCUUUAGGCUCGCUAGCCAUCAUGCCGCUCUUCGAGGCAGCCGGUUUUCCUCCGGGUGUGAUUCAAGUUCUCACUGGAGAUGGGAGGACUGGGGCGCUUCUGGCGAGCCAUAUGAGGGUUCGUAAGAUUAGCUUCACGGGCAGCAUAUCCGCAGGAAAAAAGAUCCAGGUUGCUGCUGCACAGAGCAAUCUGAAGCGUGUUACAUUAGAACUUGGUGGGAAAAGCCCAGCCAUUAUAUUCCCCGAUGCGGAUCUUGAAAACGCAGUGACUUGGACCGUCAAUGCAAUACUCGCUCGAACCGGGCAGGUCUGUGUCGCUGCGUCACGAGUGUACGUCCACCGAUCCAUUAUCGACGAUUUUCUCCAACGCUACACAGCCAGAAUGAAGGCUGCUGUGGACGACAUGGGUGACCCACAAGAUCAAGGAUACAAGUACGGGCCGUUGGUAGACACCAGUUCGUUCAAGAAGGUCUCUGCUAUGAUUUUGCGCGGGAAACAAGAAGCUCGAUUGCUGGUCGGAGGAAACCGAAUUGGGGAUCGGGGAUGUUUCAUCGAACCGACUGUUUUCUUUGACCCAAAGCCAGGGGCGGAAAUAUACCAGCAAGAGGUAUUUGGUCCGGUUUCGGUAAUUCGAGUGUUUGAUGCGGAGGAUGAGGUGGUUGCAAUGGCUAAUGAUACCGAGUAUGGUCUCAUGGCGGGGGUCUUUACGGCGGAUUUGAACCGUGCGAUGCGGGUUUCAGAGAGAAUUGAGGCGGGUGUCUGUGGAGUGAAUUGUGUUAGUGUGAUGAAUGUGCAGGUGCCGUUUGGGGGGAAGAAAUCGUCGGGGAUUGGGAGGGAGUUUGGUUCUAAUGCCCUGGAUGCUUAUACAGAGCCGAAGACAGUUUUGAUUUAUGUUGGAAAGAACUAG
Aspergillus sclerotioniger CBS 115572 is the source of this 1753-nucleotide messenger RNA. RefSeq names its product aldehyde dehydrogenase family protein. Gene Ontology annotation, molecular function: aldehyde dehydrogenase (NAD+) activity. The record is from RefSeq and is a predicted model, not a curated record. NCBI's taxonomy places the organism in Eukaryota, Fungi, Ascomycota, Eurotiomycetes, Eurotiales, Aspergillaceae. Bases 275 to 1753 code for a protein of 492 amino acids. The transcript has 8 exons.